This is a messenger RNA of Hippocampus zosterae (dwarf seahorse), 4237 nucleotides long. Its product is annotated as lysine-specific demethylase RSBN1L-like. The record is from RefSeq and is a predicted model, not a curated record. NCBI's taxonomy places the organism in Eukaryota, Metazoa, Chordata, Actinopteri, Syngnathiformes, Syngnathidae. The coding region runs from base 31 to 3114 and encodes 1027 amino acids. The transcript has 8 exons. Gene Ontology annotation, cellular component: nucleus.
GUCUAGCCGUAAAAAAUAGAAACUUCCAAGAUGGCCGAGUCCGUGGACUCCAUGCAUUUCGCAGCGAACAGCCAAACAAAUUCCCCCCAAGCGCUGUUAGCUAAACGGCCGCCGGAGAGCCGACCGCAGUCUUCCAGCGACAUUCACCCACCACCCACAAAGAAGAUCCGCGUGGACGAGAAGCGGCCCAAGAACCGGAAAGUCAACGGAGAGGUGUGCACUGUGGAAAAACACAACGGGAAACCGAGUUGUGGGAGCCCAGCGAAAUGGAGUUUCGGCCCGGCCAAGGCGAGCCACUCCGUCGCCCCCACCGCUACCGCGGUGGUGGUGCCCGGAGCAGCAGCAGCUCCCGCACGGAAAAUUUUCAAAAUAAGCAACUUCCUCGCUUCGCCGUCCAAAGAGAAACGGGCGAAGGAGAAACGGCAUCGGGAGAAAAGCGGCGAAGCGCAGCGCAUUUCGACCGCGGCAGUGGAGAAAGUCAACCCCGCUAGCUGCCAUACAAAGACCGAGAACGGCGACGUGAAGACGCCACAGAGAGAUCACAACAGCAAAGACAAGGAGCGGGACAGCAAGAAGGAAAGAAGCAGCAAAGAGUGGAAAAACCACAACCUGCCGCCAGAACGUGACAUCUCAAAGGAAAAUGGGGAACUGGUGUUCCCUCUUCAGAGAGAGCCCAAAGAGAAGCAGCCCAAAGCCAGCUCCCAAGAAGACCUCUUGCUCAAGAAGCUGAAGAAGAAGAAGAAAAAGAAGCACAAAGAUGGUGAGCGAGCCAAAGAGAGGCACGGACGCCCCAAAAUGUACCACCGCUCGUGCCAGACUGUUUAUUCUGGAGUGUCUCUUGGAUUGGCCGAGUUUCUCAGCCGAAUUAAUGGCAACAGCGGCGGUGGAGGCGGACUGCUUCACAGCACACAGCACCAGGACCCCGCAUCUAUACCUGCCGCCGUCAGAGAGAGACUGGGUUACAUCUCACCGCUCCACUGCACGCCCACGCCAAGUCUGCCCGGGCUGGAGUUUGGCCACCUGAUUCACGUGGAGAUGCAGGCCAACGGGGGCGCGUCGGUGGUGCGCGCCUAUGGCGAGCAGCUCUCAGCCCUGUCGCCGGCCGAGAUGCAACGCUUCGCCCAGGAGUUUGUCACCUUGUCGUUCAGCGAGGACUGCGCACAGGCGGCGUGUUUCGUCAUGGGCAUCAUUCACGGAGCGGCAUCCUACCUCCCGGACUUUCUGGAUUACUUCUCCUACAAGUUCCCCAACGCCCCGGUAAAGAUGGAGGUGCUCGGGAAGAAGGACAUCGAGACCACCACCAUGGCCAACUUCCACACUCAGGUGAAGCGGACAUACUCCCAGGGAACAUACCGGGCUGGGGCUAUGCGGCAGGUCAGUCUGGUGGGUGCCGUUGAUGAGGAGGUCGGGGAUUACUUCCCCGAGUUCAUCCGCAUGUUGGAGGACUCUCCCUUUCUGGAGCGGACUCUGCCUUGGGGAACCUUCUCCAGUCUGCGGCUGCAGAGCCCCACGGAGAGCGACGACGGCCCCAUCAUGUGGGUCCGACCAGGAGAGCAGAUGAUCCCCAUGGCCGACAUACCCAAGUCUCCCUUCAAAAGGAAAAGGUCCACCAACGAGAUCAAGAACCUACAGUAUCUGCCCAGAGCCAGCGAGCCCCGCGAGAUGCUUUUCGAGGACCGGACACGAGCCCACGCCGAUCACAUCGGGCAGGGCUUUGAGAGACAGACGACCGCCGCCGUGGGCGUGCUGAAGGCCGUACGCUGCGGAGAAGACAGCGACACACCUGCGCGCAUCACCAAAGACGUGGUGUGCUUUCACGCCGCAGACUUUCCAGACGUGGUCAUGAGGCUGCAGCUGGACCUCCACGAGCCGCCGCUGUCUCAGUGCGUCCAGUGGAUCGACGACGCCAAGCUGAACCAGCUGCGCCGAGAGGGCAUCCGCUAUGCCCGCAUCCAGCUCUACCACGACGACAUCUACUUCAUCCCCAGGGGAGUCAUCCACCAGUUCAAAACGGUGUCGGCUGUUUGCAGCUUGGCCUGGCACAUCCGACUCAAGCAGUACCACCAACACGAAGUUGUGGGGGAGGAAUUGGAGAAGUGUUCUCCUCGUGACGUCACGCUGCAUAUCAAGAAGGAGGAGCUAGAGGAGAAGGUGAUGAAACUGGAGGAGGAGCUACAUUUACCACUGCCCUGUAAGGAGGAAGAGGAGUCACGUGCACUAAUGGAGGAGGAGGUGCAAGAGGUGAGAAAGGAGGUGGCGGAACAAUGUCCAGGUGAAGUUCAGCAAGAAGUGGGUGCUUCCUUGAAGCCACCGCCAAUCAGGAAGGAGAACUACAGCGAGGAGGAGAGGCUCCACAAGUCCGCCAAGAAGGAGAGGGCACGAUGGGAGAAGGAGGACAGGAGUAAAGAGGAGAAGGAGAGGAGUAGGGAGGAGGAGAAGGAAAGGGGUAAAGAGAAAGAGAAGACUAAAGAUGAGAGGGAAAGGACGAAAGAUGAGAAGGAAAGGAGUAAAGAUGAAAAGGAUAGGAGCAAAGAGGAGAGAAAGGACAAGAGUAAAGAUCGGGACAGGAAGCAUAAAGUCAAGGAGAGGGAGAAGGUCAAGACGGAUAUAAUGCCGAUGGCGAGGAAGAAGGACAAGGAGCCUGGAGGAGGAGGUGGCGCUGUCUCAGUUUUGUCUCUCAACUCGCGAGCUGAGGAGGCACGGGAUGGCUGCAAACUUAAGUCAUCGCAAGGUAAGAAGGAGAAGAGCGGUCACCGGUCAGACGCUCUCACACCCAAAUCCGACGCAUCGACACCCAAGUCGGAGCCCAAAGUCUCGCCCAUCAAGCCGGCUGCACUCAGGCGAGACGGCAAGAAAGAGGAGCCCAAGAAGCUCCCCAGGACGCUCAUCACGUUUGACCUCUUUAAGCCCAUGGAGGCCCACCAGACGGUGGCGCUUUCUUUUAAAACUCACCAUCACCAACACGGCAGCGCCAAGCCCACAGACAACCGGACGCUGGUUCCUUUCAAAGGCACCAAAGUGAAAAGUGGGCCGCCGCUUGCAGACCCCCAAACGCAGCAGCAGCACUCGGCGCUUAAGCAAACACUCAAAACUCACAAAGAUUUCCUCAUUUGAAUGUCACCCCUUUUUUUAGGUGAGCAUCACGCACGCACAUACAUACACACACACGCACACACUUCUAUACUACCCAGAAAAGGUUUGUUUUGCUUUUGGGGUGAACCUAAAAUGCACUAGCACCUUAGAACCAGGUGAACUUGGUUUGACCUUCAAGCUGAAUGGGUAUUACACUCGUGACCAUCUAAGAUCUUCCACUGCAAUUCUUUUCCGUGACUCCUCCAGUCUCUCUGUUGCAACCUGCUGAUGCCACUUUAAGGUCAGUAGCCUCUUCAUCACCUCAUCCUGAGACUGGCAGAGUCACCAAAAGGCACAAAAGUGGACAUCCUCGAAAACCGUUCUGAACGUUGCCAUUGAGCUCUUUGUUCCAGAGCAGCAAGUUGUGCAAAAAGUAGCAAAACUUUGAACAGGUUUCAAAUGAAGUUCUCCUGUAAAGUUAGUGCAUUUUGUCCUCAACAUUUCCCCCCCAAAACUCAAUAUGCCACAAACCUUUUGUGGCUAGUGUACGAGCAGGAUGCACUCCCACAUAUUCAAACGGAGGAAGACGAAUGUGAGCCAAGUAGCUCGCUUCAAAUUUUAUUUGUUCCGCGAAUGUACGCCGGUAUCUGUCAGUGCCUACUCACUACUUGGCAUUUUUUUUAAAUAGCAGCCUCUGAUGGUGCAAGACUCUCUCAAUUUCAAAGGAACCACACGCAAAUUGCUCCACAAUAAUGAGCAUCUACUGAAUCAUGUUUGCCGUUUUUAAAGAGUUUUGGUUUCAAGCACUCCGCAAAUGUUGAUGCAUUGGGUUUUUUUCAGAUGGGACUUCCAAGCCAACACUGGGCUGUAAAUUAUUCUAUAUGUACCAAAAACUGUACAGCAUAAAUCGAUGUUAUUAGCACCACAUGAGGAAAUGUAUACAGAAAUUGCAUAUAUUUUUUUGUAAGACGAGUUUUAUUUUCCAUAGAACUUAUUUAUAUCAUUUAACUCUCUUGUUUUUAUUUGAGGCCAACGUACAUGGACAAGGUUGUUUAUUUGUUUUGUUUAUGUUUUAAAGUGUAAAUACAUUUUAUUUCCUAAGAUAAAAAACUUGGUAGUGUGAUUUAUACUCUGAUCAGAACCUCAAUAAAUGGUUCAAAAAUAA